CCCUUCCAGAUGGCAGGUCGCCGGUGGGCCGCGACGUCAGCCCUCUGCAUGUGCGUGGCGGCCGUGUCUCUCCUGCACGCCGGCGGGGUGCGGGCGGACUGCUGGCUCAUCGAGGGGGACAAGGGCUUCGUCUGGUUGGCCAUCUGCAGCCAAAACCAGCCCCCCUACGAGUCCAUCCCCCAGCAGAUCAACAGCACCAUCGUGGACUUGCGGCUGAACGACAACAAGAUCAAGAGCGUGCAGUAUGCCUCGCUCAGCCGCUUCGGCAACCUGACAUACCUCAACCUGACAAAGAACGAGAUCUCCUACAUCGAGGACGGUGCCUUUUCAGGACAGUUCAACCUCCAGGUGCUGCAGCUGGGUUACAACCGACUGAGGAACCUCACUGAGGGCAUCCUCCGGGGCCUGGGGAAGCUGGAGUACCUCUAUCUCCAGGCCAACCUCAUCGAGACCGUCACCCCCAAUGCCUUCUGGGAGUGCCCCAACAUAGUGAACAUUGACCUGUCCAUGAACAGGAUCCAGAGACUGGACAGCAACACUUUUCGGGGCCUAAACAAGCUCUCUGUCUGUGAACUCUACAGUAACCCUUUCUACUGCUCCUGCGAGCUCCUCGGCUUCCUGCAAUGGCUGGAGGCUUUCACCAACAUGACACGCACCUACGACCGGAUGCAGUGCGACUCCCCGCCCGACUACAUGGGCUACUACUUGUUAGGCCAAGGCCGGACUGGCUACCGCAAUGCUCUGAGCAUGCUCUCUUCCCUUUGCACUGGUGGCUCCUACACUGUGAUCCCUCGUUUUAUCCCUCCCAGGUACCAGGUGACCACGGUGCCCUCCGAAAGCCCCUGCUCCGAGGAGGAGUGCUCCUCUGGCGACGGCACGACGCCGCAGUUCUCCCUCUUCACGCCCAUCGGUGAGACGGAGGUGCGCCCCAACAUCCAGGUGAAGCACCUCAACCACAACUCGGCCGUCCUCACCGUGCAGAUCCCCUACCCCUUCAGCAAGAUGUACAUCCUCUCCCAGUUUGAAAACGGCUUCUCCUCCAUGAUCACCAAGCUCAGGAAGAAGGAGGAGAACAUCACCGUGAGCAACCUAGUAGCACAAAGAGAUUACACCUACUGUGUAGUCUCUGUUCACCAGUACUCCAAGUACAACCACACCUGCGUCACCAUCACCCCCACCAGACCCAACCGCAAGGAGCCGGUGCCCACCCCCUCCACUGCCACCCAUUAUAUCAUGACAAUCCUGGGCUGUCUCUUUGGCAUGGUGAUUGUCCUGGGUGUGGUGUAUUACUGCCUCCGGAAGAGGCGCCAGCAGGAGGAGAAGCACAAAAAGGCUGCCGGCAGCAUGAAGAAGACCAUCAUCGAGCUGAAGUAUGGGCCGGAAAUGGAGACCACCAGCAUCACCCAGCUGUCCCAGGGACAGAUUCUGGGUGGGGAGACAGUGACCCGCAUCCCCUACCUACCUUCUGCUGGUGAGGUCGAGCAGUACAAGCUGAUUGAGAGCAGCGAGACCCCCAAGGCCACCAAGGGAAACUACAUGGAGGUGAGGACGGGUGAGCAGCCUGAGAGGCGAGACUGUGAGCUGUCCCUGCCGCCAGACACCCAGGGCUCUGUGGCUGAGAUCUCCACCAUUGCCAAGGAGGUGGACAAGGUGAACCAGAUCAUCAACAACUGCAUCGAUGCCUUGAAAUCCGAGUCCACCUCCUUCCAAGGGGUGAAGUCGGGGGCAGUCUCCACGGUGGAGCCUCAGCUGGUGCUCUUAUCAGAGCAGAUCCCCAGCAAGCACGGAUUCCUUUCCCCUGUCUACAAGGAAAGCUACAACCACCCUCUCCAGCGACACCACAGCAUGGAGGCGGCCCCCAAACGCUCCAGCACCUCUUCCAGUGGCUCCAUACGGAGCCCCAGGUCCUACCGCUCCGAGGGAUCGGGCCACAAAUCCGAAGCCAAAUACAUUGAGAAGACAUCCCCCACCACCGACACCAUCCUCACUGUGACACCGGCUGCCGCCAUCCUGCGGGCAGAGGCGGAGAAGAUCCGCCAGUACAGCGAACACCGGCACUCGUACCCCAGCUCACACCCAGGGGAGCAGCACGACAGCAUGGGCGGGAGGAAACCCUCCAUCCUGGAGCCUCUGACCCGUCCUCGCCCCAGAGACCUGGCCUACUCCCAGCUCUCGCCUCAGUAUCACAACCUGAGCUACACCUCCAGCCCAGAGUACACCUGCAAACCAUCGCACAGCAUCUGGGAGCGCUUCAAACUCAACCGCAAGCGGCACAAAGACGAGGAGGAGUACAUGGCAGCCGGCCAUGCCCUACGCAAAAAGGUCCAGUUUGCCAAAGACGAGGAUCUUCACGACAUCUUAGACUACUGGAAGGGCGUCUCUGCCCAGCAAAAGUCCUGAGUCCUCACACAACUCGUGACUUAACACACUAACUGGACCAAAAGAAAUCCGCAGCAGCUAUUUUUAUUCAGACUGUCUUUGAAACAAAAUAAAAUUAAAAAUAAAAAAAAAAGAGAGAGUCAAUAAAAAAAUGAAAGAGAGAACAAAUAAUGAAAAAUCUAUAAAUAUUCUAUAUAAUAUAUAAAGUGAGAUAUUAAAAUGUCCUCACAUUGGUGAGACAUGCACCAAAUUUGAACACAAACUUUGCAAAACAAACUGUGGAGUGGGAAUAAAAAAAAGUUUUGUUUCAUUCUGAUUUUUUAAAAAAAUAUAAGAAAAAAGAAAAAAUUGAAUAUAAAAUGAAAAUGAAAGAGUGGGCAGAGAGCUGAGGUCUGGCGUUUUCCAAUAUUGCAUUGCAUGAGUCCCUAUUCCGUGAUUUUGUGGAUUCUUUGUGAACAGUUUGUGUUCUUCCUUCCUUCCCUUCCAAAAUCAACAGCGACAAAAACAGCAACAAAAACCAAAAAGAGACCAGAAGGAGCUCCAUCUUUUGGGCUGUUUUUGCAAACGGAGUCUUCCAGUUUAGACUUUUACCCGGUUGAAGGCCCGUUCACAUUUUCACUCACUAAGAGGUUUUACCACACAUUGCAUUGUAAACCGAAGUCGUUAAUUGUACAGAGAAAAUUUCUAUAUUUGCAAUGUUUGCUGUAUAAUGAGAAAGAGAGAGGAGAAAAAAAACAAUACUACAUCUACUAAAAAAAAAUAUAUAUAUAUCUAUAUUCACGUGUUUGUAUCAGGUUUUAAUCAUGGAUUUUAGAGAAAGAGAUGGAGUUUUAUUUGA
Molecule: messenger RNA, 3217 nt
Organism: Poecile atricapillus (Black-capped chickadee)
Lineage: Eukaryota; Metazoa; Chordata; Aves; Passeriformes; Paridae
Gene: ELFN1
Product: extracellular leucine rich repeat and fibronectin type III domain containing 1
Exons: 1
Coding region: 10-2400 (796 amino acids)
Cellular component (GO): plasma membrane
Molecular function (GO): protein binding
Source: RefSeq, a predicted model, not a curated record